AUGAUGAUGAGCUUCUCAUCAGCAUUUGCUCAAAAACAACCGGAUCUUCCACCGAAAGAGGCUGAAAAGAAGCAGAAAGAAGAGCAAAAGAAAAUCGACAGUGCGGUUGCGUUGACGGACGCUGAAAUCGUCGAGAAAACCGAACUUCUAACUCAGGGGCAAGGUAAUUGGUCUCGACGUGAAUUUCAACAAUUCGUUAAAGCGAACGAAAAAUAUGGUCGAAAUGAUUUGGAGAAUAUCGCGAAAGAAAUCGAUACAAAAACGUUGGCGGAAGUCGAAGAAUAUUCCAAAGUUUUUUGGGAACGUCUCGACGAGCUAUCAGAUCAUGAUCGAAUCCUUGCAACCAUUGAAAAG
This is a messenger RNA of Anisakis simplex (herring worm), 354 nucleotides long. The record is from the annotation of a GenBank genome assembly. NCBI's taxonomy places the organism in Eukaryota, Metazoa, Nematoda, Chromadorea, Rhabditida, Anisakidae.